GGUAGAUAGUGUGCGACUGAAAGAAGUGGGUAGAGCAGUAGAUUCGGUUUUGGAUCGCCACUAGAGUAGUAGAUGGGUGUUUGUGUAAUAUUUUGACGUUCUGCUGGAGUAAUAACAUGCAACUAUGCAGUUUAAUGUUCGCAGUUAAGCUUUAUUGCAGUUUUACCUUAUGUUUUAUGCAGUGAUGUGAUUGUUUUGGGCCUGGCCUGUCACAAGAGCUUUAUGCAGGCUAGCUAAGCUGUUCCUGAUUCUGUAUGAUCUCUACUGAGUGGACAACGGUAAACUGAACGUGUUUCUAAAGCAAUAUCACGAAUCGCAGUUUACAUUGAUUUAGCCACUGAAGUUAAUUGGGAAUUGUUAACCUGUGCAAAGUGGAUAUUUCAUAAAUUUGGAGGACUAGGAGUUUGGACAGAAGUGGUGAAUAACUUAAUUUCAACUGUAUGAAGAAGUUGCUCUUUUGCAUAUAUACGUUGUGUCCAGUAAUUCGUUUAUCACUUUGAAGAGGUUUCUGACAAGUUCAUAUUUUAACAGUUUUUCAUACAGCUGGCGACUCAUACGUUUCAUUCUAGUUGAAGUUGAUUUAUGUUUGGAAUAUUACACAAUUCAAGAGAAAAGGGAAACUACAUGGAAAAAUUGUGAUUUAUAUUGUCGGCUGGGAAUUGGCAUGCUGUUACAAGUUGUCAGCAGUAUAUCCUAAAGCCUAAACAUCGAUUUUGAUUGCUGAAAACAUUACUAGAGGUCAGCUGCUGCAGCAGCAGCAAGUUGUAUAAUCUAAGUGGUACAGAAGAAGGUUGCAAUUUCUUUGUUUUCUGCAUCGUUGAAGACACCACUGCAUUUGCUGAUUCUUUGCCCCUCUCCCUGGUGGAGGGUGGGCAGGAUUGAUAAUUGAAGUAAUGGCUUCAGUGCCAGUGUACUGCUUGUGCCGGCUACCCUACGAUGUCACCCGUUUCAUGAUCGAGUGUGAUGGCUGUCAGGAUUGGUUUCAUGGCAGCUGUGUUGGCGUGGAGGAGGAACAAGCUGCUGAUAUUGAUGUAUAUCAUUGUCCCAACUGUGAGAUCACACAUGGACCCUCAGUUUUGAAAAAGCGCCGUGGCUCACAGAAACAAGAUGUUUCAGUCAGCAGAGAGAUGAGUCAAACUGUAAAGACUGGAAGCCCACAGUUUAUCAGGGAGUUGCGGAGUAGAACUUUUCCAAGUUCUGAUGAGAUUAUCUUAAAACCAUCUGGAUCCCAGUUGACUGUGGAAUACUUGGAAGAAAAUAGCUUCAGUGUCCCUAUCUUGGUUAUAAAGAAAGAUGGUUUGGGAAUGACAGUGCCGCCACCCACCUUUACAGUUAGUGAUGUGGAACAUUACGUAGGUGGAGACAAGAUCAUUGAUGUAAUUGAUGUGGUACGUCAGGCAGACUGUAAGAUGAAGCUAUCAGAAUUUGUGAAAUACUACAACAGUCCAAGCCGGGAUAAAGUACUCAAUGUGAUCAGCCUGGAGUUCUCUGAAACCAGGUUGUCGAACUUAGUGGAGACUCCAAAAAUUGUGAGGAAGCUAUCCUGGGUGGAAAAUCUCUGGCCUGAGGAAUCUGUUUUUGAGAGGCCUAGUGUGCAGAAGUACUGUCUUAUGGGUGUAAAGGAUAGCUACACGGACUUCCACAUAGACUUUGGUGGUACAUCUGUCUGGUACCAUGUGCUGAGGGGGGAGAAAAUCUUCUAUUUGAUCCGUCCAACUGCUGCAAAUUUGGCCUUGUUUGAGAGAUGGGGUUCUUCAUCCAAUCAGAAUGAGAUGUUUUUUGGAGACCAAGUGGACAGCUGCUUUAAAUGUUCAUUGAAACAGGGUUAUACACUUUUUAUUCCAACAGGUUGGAUCCAUGCUGUCUUGACUCCAGUAGAUUGUCUGUCUUUUGGAGGAAACUUUUUACACAGCCUGAACAUUGACAUGCAGCUUAAAGCAUAUGAGAUAGAAAAGAGAUUAAGCACUGCUGAUCUAUUCAAGUUUCCAAACUUUGAGACCAUUUGUUGGUAUGCGGGAAAACAUUUACUGGACACAUUAAGAGGUUUGCGUGAGAAUAGACGGCACCCUGCUUCGUACUUGGUGCAUGGAGCCAAAGCCCUCAAUAUGGCCUUCCGAGUGUGGACAAAGAAAGAGGCACUUCCAGAGCAUGAAGAGGAAAUUCCAGAAACAAUUCGUACAGUGCAGUUGAUCAAAGAUUUGGCACGGGAGAUUCGGCUUGUUGAAGAUAUAUUCCAUCAGAACAUUGGAAAGGCUGGUGGACCAUUUACAGCACAGAGAGGUCUUGCUGUCACUGCCAAAUCAAGUGUAAAUCCCAUGCCUGGAACUAAGGUUGGCAGAAAGAGAGGACCAAGGCCAAAAGACACAGGAAAGAAGCGUGGACGAAAAAGUAAAGAAGAUCCAGGAGACUUUGCUAAGAAUAUGCAUCUCAACUUAUUGGAUCUCCACACAAGACAGAUGUUGAAGAAAUUAGGUUCCCCCAAAGAAGAGGUUGACCUUUCAAGAUCUUGUUUACUAGAAACUAAGGAAAGCAUACUUUUAGAACCAAACCUGGAUGACAAAAAGUGGAGAUUAUCGCUUUCCAAUGGAAAAGAAGUGUGUACCAAGCAAAGAAGAUCUUUGGUUAGCUCAAGGGGAGCCCAACCUCUAGAACGUUUACAGAAGACCAAGUCUCAGAGAUAUCAGCAGGGUUUAAAUGAGUUUGAGUAUGACUCUGAAGAUGAUUUGCAGAUUGAUGAAACUCCACAAAAGGAUAAGAUGAUCAAAUUACAUAAAAAAUUUCCAAAGAAACUGCCACGAGCUAAGCCAUGUUCUGAUCCCAAUCGAAUCAGAGAACCAGGAGAGGUGGAGUUUGAUAUUGAGGAGGAUUACACAACGGAUGAGGAUGAUGAUGCUCUGUCUGAUGAGAAUGAGGAUGAAGAAAGUGGUGUUGGAGGACUUUUGGAUCUGUUAAAGGCCAGCAAGCAGGUUGGAGGCUUGGAAUAUUCUGCAAUAAGUGAACAGCCUGCAUCUCCGAGUACACAAGAAGCAAUUCAGGGAAUGCUAUCAAUGGCAAACUUACAGUCUUCCUCAUCUGCUUCACCUUCCAGCUUGCAAGCAUGGUGGGUGAGUGGACAGGAGCGGGGAGUGUCAGGUUCCUCAGUUUCUCAUUCAAUCAAAAAGAACAGCAGCAGCAGAGUAAUAAAGCGUCCAGGCAAGAGGACCAUUAAACGUCCUUCUAACCAUGGCUUUGAGAGUGAAGAUGAGGAGAGUGAAGAUGAACAGGCGACUCUUGGUGCUUGCUUCAAAGACUCAGAAUACAUUUAUCCAUCACUGGAAUCUGAUGAAGAUGACUCAGUUUUGAAAAUUCGACCAAAGAGGAAGAAAGGAAGUGAUGAUACUCCAUGGAAUCCAAAAGCCCGGGUCACACCUUCCCUUCCAAAACAGGAGCGUCCCAUACGAGAGGGAACCCGUGUAGCUUCCAUUGAAACAGGGUUAGCUGCAGCAGCAGCAAGGUUAUCUCAGCAGGCUAACCUGUUGCAGGAACCUGAAUGCAAAAAUCAGACUACAAUCAAGGAUAUACCAACACAUAAAGGCUAUUUCAGUAAGGAGCAACAGAAGUUGCAGAAAAGAAAGUACACUAAGAAAAAAGUUAUAAUAAAGGAAGAGAGCACAGAAGUUCCAGAGAGCAGUGGAGCCUGUGAGCUUAAAGCAGAAGUAUUUGCCGGUAGCCUUGCAGAUCAUGAAUACACAGCAGGUCCAGGUAUCUUUGGCAUGGCCCAGAUAAAUCGUGGUACUACACCUAUGGCACCAGGUGUAUUUCUGACCCAACGACGGCUGUCUUCCCCUUGCCAAAGCAGUUUUUCAGGACACGGAAAGCGCCCCAAAAAAGGAUUGGCUACAGCUAAACAACGACUAGGCAAAAUCUUGAAAAUCCACCGAAAUGGAAAACUGCUUCUGUAAAGAAGGUGUAUUCUAAUGUACACUACUGCUGGGCACAUUGUCAACUGAAAGUUCAGCUUUGUGCAUGCAAGACACAGAGAGGUUCCAAGAGAGCUGUGUUUUUUUAAGAGUAUGUACAUUAUAUUUAUCACAAGGCAAGAGGACAUGGAAGGAAGUACAAUUUAAUGUGCGAGUCAUGAGGAGGUAUACAUCUAUUAAUCUUUGAGUUGCUAGCGUGAAUGGUUGUGUUGGAAAGUACUGAGCAUGUAUAUCCAGGAGCUUGUAUGUGAAUGUACAUAGGGUGUGUGCAUUCACGGUGGUGAAAUAUAUGUGCAUUGAAGAAUGGAUGUGUUAUAUUCCUUCUGACGCUAAGUAAGUAGCAUAUCAAGCUAGACGUGCGCACUCUCCAUUUUGGUGUAGGAGACAACCCCAUCUUGGAACCAGCUAAUGUUAUUUUUGAUAUUCAAACCGAACGGAAAUGGAACACAGCUUCAGGAAGUCAAGCCAUGAACUAUAUGUAAAGUUAACAUUUUUGCCUCACUGGGAUUAUGACCAGCAUGGCUAUUAAUCUGAGGUCUGGUAUUUUGCAAGCUAGAUUAGACUAUACUUUUUUCUCACAUUUAUAAUUGUUGUAUCCUGCCUAAUACACCAUUGUUAAAGGCCAUCCUAUUGUUUUUUCUGUCAAAUUGUCAUUUAAAAAAAUGUGAUUUUGUUUGCUGUUGUUGCUCAGUUAAGUACGUAGAAGGAAGAGAGAAAAAUUCUUUGUAACAGGGGUGAUGACUUCAGACUCCUCCUUAAUUCCAGUGGGGGAAAUUGGGAAUUCAUUUUAUCUUAACCUUAAAGAAAUUCUAUCAUACAGCAAAUUUGUUUAGUUUUUUAGCAGGUUAGCAUUAGUGUUGUUUUUACCCAUCAGUAGUUUUUACCUUCACAAUAUGCUCAAAGAAAACAGACUUUUAAUCAUAGUCUCAAUGGCUCUAUGUCAUAGUACCUUACAUAGCGGCCACUGUCUUGAAUCCCUUAAUGUGGCAAGAAUUCUGGUAUGCUAGUAACUGUGAUGAGGUUGCUAGCCAUAGGAGUAGGUCUUUGCAUCUGCUGCUCUCGUCCUGGAUAAUAGUCUUUCCUAGGGUAUUCAGCAGUUUUUAAUCCAUAUGUUAGUCAUGAACUGCUGAUCUUAAAGUGAAAUGCUCGUUUACUCAGACCAUUCAGCAGUCUGUGAAGCAUCACAUUUUGCCCUCUAACCCUUUGAGCAGUCUGCAGUGAAGACACUUAUUGUGAACUGCUUGACAGUUUAAUUGGGGAUAGGGUUUAGCCUCAACAGUUCGGCAGUCUAAUUAAGGAAUGUUUGGCACUUGUAUUUUAUUUUAAAAUAUGUUUUAAAUUGUUUUUUUUACCUAACUGCAUUGCCCCCAUGAUGCUGUUGCAGGGCUUUUUAGGAAGCACGAGUGGUAUGGAUAAUCACCACCACCACCAUCACUACCUUUCAUUUGACAUGUGGCUAGAAUGUAGGUUUUUUCCUGUUCCCAUCCUAACACUUAGCAUAUAUAAGAGCCUUUUGGAAAAUUUGUUAAGAAUAUGAGCACUUUAUUCAUGUAGUCACCAAAUACAAGUUUAAAUGUUGUUCAGAAAAUAUUUUAUCAAUCCCAGAAGUCACCCGAGUUAUAAACCAGAACUUCACACCCAUAGUUAUAAUGACUGCAUUGUUAUGGCUGUUGGAUAGAAAUGGGAAUAACAUGUAAAGAAAGUUUUAUGAUGAUCAGCAGUGAAAGUGGGAGCUGCAUACUUUAUAUGUAGGCUUCAGGGUGUCCAUUAUGCUUUUAUACUGUUUUGGAAUUCAGAGUUACUGAAGUGCAGUUGGAUUAUAUUUAAUGAAACCUUAAACUCACAUUCUGUAAACGGUGGCUUCUACAGGUCUAUUUCACAUGCAGGUGCUCCUGAGCUGAUUUUAGACAUAAACUUCCUGUGGCUAGAGCAGCCUUUCCUGAAAUUAAUUAUUUAAAAGCUACAGUAGCAUUUUUCAGCAGUUCAGUUUUAAUCAGUCUGUUGCUGAUGAAGACAGCAUAGUGAUAAGAUCAGAAUAGUCUUUGGACUUCACAUCUGUUUUCUUUUCUGCGACGCUUCCUAAAUUCACAACCUUCUUGAAGUAUAUUUCUUCAAAUAUAUUCUGUGAUGCCAUUGUCUGAAUGCAGUACAGAAACAGAGAACAUAUUUGUUUGCAGAUAUUUGUGAUGAAUAACUUAAAAGAUGGAUUAAUUAGAUGUAUUAUUUGUAAUUUAAUAUUUCCCAUAGCAGAAACUCUUCCAUUAGAUUAGUUUCUGGAAGAAAAGUGAAAAGAUGGACAUUGUUGCACAGGCCAAGUACGGAACUUCACAGAACAAAAACCUUUUAUGUUCUUUCUAAUUGUGUUAGCAGUGUUUGUAAAUUUCCUUUUUAAAAUGUUAUUUUUAAAAGAUUACAUGAAGUAAUAUACAGUAAUGUAACUACAUUUUUCAUUUGAAGUGUCCAUCCUUUUUAUACUGUCCAAUUUUAUUAAAAAAAAAAAACAAGGAUUUUUA
Molecule: messenger RNA, 6472 nt
Organism: Protopterus annectens (West African lungfish)
Lineage: Eukaryota; Metazoa; Chordata; Ceratodontiformes; Protopteridae
Gene: PHF8
Product: PHD finger protein 8
Exons: 22
Coding region: 894-3941 (1015 amino acids)
Biological process (GO): protein demethylation; regulation of transcription by RNA polymerase II
Molecular function (GO): transcription coregulator activity; histone demethylase activity
Source: RefSeq, a predicted model, not a curated record